Molecule: messenger RNA, 1068 nt
Organism: Lasiodiplodia theobromae
Lineage: Eukaryota; Fungi; Ascomycota; Dothideomycetes; Botryosphaeriales; Botryosphaeriaceae
Product: Phosphotransferase enzyme family protein
Exons: 2
Coding region: 1-1068 (355 amino acids)
Source: RefSeq, a predicted model, not a curated record
AUGGGCACGACUACACCAGCACCGACCCCAAGAAGCCGGGUGCCUCGUCGGCCGUGGCGCCUCCUUUCGGAGGAUGUGCCGCUGAUACCGGAGAACGCGGUCGACCUAUUCCCGGAGAAGCUUGGUCCGCGAAUCUUCUACCUGCCGUCGGCGAACGCAAUCCUGAAGAAAGGACCAACGGUUCGAAUGGCCGAGGCAGAGGCUAUGCGCUUCGUGAAGGCGAAGCUGCCCAACGUGCCGGUGCCAGAAGUCUACCAGAGCUUCAUGAAGGACGAGCUAGGUUUCAUUCUCAUGGAGAAGAUUGAGGGCAGGCCUCUCAGCGAGCUAUGGGAACGACUGGAUCCUGAGAAACGUGCCUUCAUCGUCGAGCAGUUACGCGGCUUCAUCGCGCAGUGGCGCGAGCUCAAGGGCGAUUGGUACGGCAGCUUAGGUGGCGGCAGCAGCGUUGCGAACUAUGGUGACCACCAUCACCCGCACCAUCACCACCGUGGCAGCACCGGCAGCAGCAGCGCCGGCUCUGACGCAUACAGUCCGCAUCCUGGCGAUGCCUCCCCCCCACCGCCGCCGCAGACUCCAGCCAUCGAGCCCGGCAGCGGGCCCGGCGGGCCCUGCGAGGACAUUGUCUUCAAGCACCUGUGCCUGGCCAGUCCAGGCGAGCAGAAGACGUAUGGCCCGUUCAACACACGCGCCGAGUACAACUCGGGUGUGGUUGAGGCGCUGCGCAACAGCCGCACGACGGGCGAGCUCAGCGAAACCGACGAGCCUCUAGUAACACGUAUCCAAGCCGAGAAUGAUUCGGACGAGAAAGUCUUCACGCAUGGCGACCUGCAGCCGGUCAACAUCAUGGUCGAUCCCAAGACGCUACGCAUCACUGGUAUCCUGGACUGGGAGACUGCAGGAUAUAGCCCGCCGGAGCGCGAGUACUGCGAAGGUCGUAGCCGUGGGCGCGAGGAGGUGUGGCGCCGCGUACUGGACAGCCUGUUCGAGGACGACGUCAAAGAAAAGUACAAACUCUGGCGCGACAUCGACUGGGCACUCGUGGCGCAUAGUCGCGUUUGGAGCAAGUGA